AUGGUUGUCUCAAAACAAUAUAUUGAAAAAGUAUUGCAGAGAUUCAAUAUGGAGAAGGCCAAUAAUGUUUCUACACCUCUUGCAACACAUUUUAAAUUGAGUUCAGAACUUUGUCCUUCUAACAAUGAUGAGAAAGAAGAUAUGAAGAAUAUUCCUUAUAGUUUUGCUGUUGGAAGUCCUAUGUAUUCCAUGGUUAGCACAAGACCAUAUAUUGCUCAUGUCGUUGGCACUGUGAGUAGGUUCCUUUCCAAUCCAGGAAAAGAACAUUGGGAAGCUGUCAAAUGGAUAUUGAGAAAUCUUCGAGGUACAUCAAGUUUGAGACUUUGCCUUGGGAAUGAGAGUCCGUAUUUAGUUGGUUAUACCAACUCUGAUAUGGCAGAUGAUCUGUUACCUGCAAAAUAUGUUAACAAUUUAGGGAACGGGGUUUUUGAUUAUAUGAAUUUCCUUGAGUCGCUUACAAAUUGCAGCAAAUUGGAAGUAUUGAGCACAGAUAACAACCAAUUUAGAGGAGUGCUUCCCGAUUUUGUAGGGAAUCUAUCAUCAAAUAUGCAUUUCUUUGCACUUUCUGCAAACCAACUGCAUGGCAGGAUUCCUCCAACAAUAGGAAACAUUAGAUUUUCCCACGGACAAAAUCAACUUUCGGGUACUAUUCCAGAUUCAAUUGGUAAUUUUUCUUUGGUGAAUGAGCUCUAUUUCAAUAAAAAUAACCUUGAGGGGACGAUACCUUCCAGUUUUGGCAACUACCAAAGCUUAGUGUUAUUGAGUCUUCAACAAAACAACCUGAGUGGAACCAUUCCCAAAGAACUUUUCCAAGUUUCAUCUCUAUCGAUUUUGCUCGACUUAUCUGACAAUAAUCUGUCUGGCCCACUUCCUUCAGAGAUCGGAGACCUCAAAAGUUUGGUGGCGUUAGAUAUCUCUAAUAAUAAAUUGUCCGGUGAGAUCCCUAGCAGUAUAAGCAGUUGUACCAUCCUCGAAUUCCUAUUCCUUCUAGGAAACAUGCUCCAAGGAUCUAUUCCCAUGUCGAUGGAAUUCAUGAGAGGACAUCAAUUUCUUGACCUGUCGAGCAAUAAUCUAUCAGGACAAAUCCAAACUUUCCUGGAGAAACUUUCCUUGAUCAAACUUAACUUGUCCUUCAAUGAUUUUGGAGAAUUGCCUUUACACGGGGCUUUUGCAAAAUCAACAGUAUCCGUGUAUUGGAAUGAUAAGCUAUGCGGCGGAAUAUCUUCUCUACAACUUCCAAGAUGUCCUGUCAAGAAACUUAAUCGUAACUUCUUCUUUUCAUCCAAACGUAUCUAUGCAAUCGUGGGUGCUUCAAUACUAAGAAUACUAAUCCUAAUUUCAAGCUUGGUGUUUUACUUGCGGAAAAGGAAAAGGGAAUCCACCAACACUUUGGAUUUGUUGCCCAAUGAGUCUUUCGUGUAA
Impatiens glandulifera is the source of this 1422-nucleotide messenger RNA. Its product is annotated as receptor kinase-like protein Xa21. Lineage: Eukaryota; Viridiplantae; Streptophyta; Magnoliopsida; Ericales; Balsaminaceae. The record is from RefSeq and is a predicted model, not a curated record. Gene Ontology annotation, molecular function: protein binding. The coding region runs from base 1 to 1422 and encodes 473 amino acids. The transcript has 3 exons.